Molecule: messenger RNA, 5561 nt
Organism: Ailuropoda melanoleuca (giant panda)
Lineage: Eukaryota; Metazoa; Chordata; Mammalia; Carnivora; Ursidae
Gene: TMEM164
Product: transmembrane protein 164
Exons: 7
Coding region: 526-1419 (297 amino acids)
Source: RefSeq, a predicted model, not a curated record
CCGGGGGCGGGAGGCCGGCCCGGGACGGCGCUAAAUUGGCCGGAGGGGCCUGUCGGCGGCGAAGUUGCUAGCUGGGGGCAGAGACGGCCACGCGGUUGCAGGAGUAAGAGAUCCCCCUGUGGCGAGUGCGUGAGACGAGGAGUCCGGCGUCCCUGCCAUCCCCGUCGCCCUCCCCGCCUGACCGGCCCGCUAGCUGCUCUCCUGGCCUCCGCGUGUCCCCUCACUCUCACCCCCGCUGCUCCCCGAUUGGCCAACGGCUCCUUUCAACCCUGCCUCGUUGGUGGCCACUGGAGAAGCGCGGGGGGCUCCCCAGACAGCCGUGGGGACAAGUUAGAGCCAGCACUUGACCCCGGGCCUCGCGUGUAGCUUCCCUUCCCCUGCUCUCGGUCCCCCGGUGUUCGGAGGGGAGUGCGGGUGCGGGGGUGUGCCCUCUGUCCAUGUCCCAGCACCCGGGCAACCCUCGGGGCUUGUGUUCCAUCUCGCUCUCGCUUCCUGCACGGUGGUCUAGGGGAACCACUCGGCAUCAUGUCCCGGUAUAGCUACCAAAGUCUCCUGGACUGGCUCUAUGGGGGCGUGGACCCCAGCUUUGCAGGCAAUGGGGGCCCCGACUGUGCUGCCUUCCUCUCUUGGCAGCAGCGGCUGCUGGAAAGUGUGGUGGUCCUGACCCUGGCCCUGUUGGAGAUCCUGGUGGCCCUGCGGCACAUCCUGAGGCAGACGAAGGAGGACGGUAGGGGUGGCCGUGGCUGCCAGCCAGAGCAGGUGACCCAGCGGCCAGAGGAAGGCAAGGAGAGCCUGAGCAAGAAUCUCCUCUUAGUAGCCCUGUGCCUGACCUUCGGGGUGGAGGUGGGCUUUAAGUUCGCCACCAAGACCGUCAUCUACCUGCUCAACCCCUGUCACCUGGUCACCAUGAUGCAUAUCUUUCUCCUGGCCUGCCCUCCAUGUCCUGGAGCUAUUGUCGUCUUCAAGCUGCAGAUGCAUAUGCUGAAUGGAGCACUUCUGGCUCUGCUGUUCCCGGUUGUAAAUACCAGGCUGCUCCCGUUCGAAUUGGAGAUUUACUACAUUCAGCAUGUUAUGCUCUACGUGGUACCCAUCUACCUGCUUUGGAAAGGAGGUGCUUACACCCCAGAGCCCCUCAGCAGUUUCCGGUGGGCCCUUCUCUCAACUGGCCUCAUGUUCUUUUACCACUUCAGCGUCUUGCAGAUCCUGGGCCUGGUCACCGAAGUGAAUUUGAACAACAUGCUGUGUCCGGCCAUCUCAGACCCAUUCUACGGCCCCUGGUAUCGCAUCUGGGCCUCGGGACACCAGACUCUCAUGACCAUGACCCACGGGAAGCUGGUCAUCCUGUUCUCAUACAUGGCUGGGCCCUUGUGUAAAUAUCUGCUGGAUUUGCUCCGGCUUCCAGCCAAGAAAAUAGACUGAAGGUGCUUGUUUUUUUUUUUUCUCCCUGAGGAAGCAAGUCCUGACUUGACUUGGAGAACACCCAGUUCUUGAUGAAAUCAUGGGGAGAGGGCAGUAGGGUGUUUGGUGUAUUUCUUUUUCCCUCCUCUCUGUCCCUUUCUUCCACCGCACUUCCUUCCCCAGCUCUUCCCCCCAGGACAUCUCCUGAAGCCUGGGGGGUGGUGUUGUGCCGAGGGCUGGGUUCUUCCUCCUCCCCUUUGGCUCUUCCUCCUGCUCCUAGUGGCCUUAUGUGGGCGACGGUAGUCAGUGGUGUUCACUCUGCUUGUUGGUGCUUUAACGACAGCUGAUUGAGGGGAUGGGGAACGACGAGCGGUAGUUCUCUGGACACUGAAAUGAUGACAUUGGGUUGAGUUUCAUUUGUCCACUGCCAGGGACCUCCAGGCUUAUGCCGGGGUCCCCCUUUUGUCUCCAGCACAGCCCCCACCAUAAUGGGACUGAGGCCUUGUUUCUAUACCAGCGGCAAGCCGAGAGCCAAGGGAUUUCCCAGCUCAUGGCCAAAAUAGAACCUGCCAGAGUCUUCCCACUGGUGUCCCAUGACUCAAAGCAAGCAGCCAACCAGCCACUCCCUCCGAGAUGCUGCCUGCCGUGGGAGGUGGGGGCGCUCCUUGGCCCCAGGGCUAGAUUCCGUUGAGGAGGAUGGAGAGCUGUUGCUGUUGUGAUGGCAGAUCCAAAGUGAACAAGUUUAAAAUACCCACGACUCUUACUAGGCAGGACCCUGGGUAAAUUCUGCCCGACAGAGCUGAGAAGUGACCCAUAUCCCGAUCAGAAGUGAGCGUUAGAAAUUAAUCAACGGAAGUGGUAACUUGAGAAAACUGUGAUUUGAAUCAUAUGCUCCAUUUUAGUUGAAUGUUUGAUAAUAGGUACCAUUUUAAUCUUGAGUUCCCCUUAAACGUUUCCAUCUCUCUCUCUCUCUCUCUCUCUCUCUCUCUCUCUCUCUCUAAAAGGCAGCUUCAGGGAAGGGUGAGCUAGAGUUGGGUUUUUUGCUUUUUGGUUUUCUUUUUUAAUUUGUUUGCUCCCUUGUUUUUGGAUGUUUGAACUCGGGGAAUCCUUGCGUCAGGGGCCUGUCUCUGCAGGGGCUCCUACCAUCCGUUCUGUGCUUUCACAGGCGAUGUCAGCAUCCUGGGUGGGGGGAGAUACAGAUCCUGCUGGUGUUGUUACCCUAGGGCCACAUGUCAUCACCUCAGCCAGAUUCCAUGCUGAAUUGUUUCGCAUAGGGGGCAUCACACACUCCCCCACCCUCCACCCGGCCCACCCCCAAAGCCCAUGUCUGGGUUGCAAAGGAGGUACCAAGAAAUCAGAUCCCCAUGGUGCAGGUUCAAGUGCUUCAAAAGGAAGACCUUUUGUCCAAAGACUUGAGCUGAGUCACACAAGGACUGCAAGGAGGGAACCAGUGACUGGGCAUUUGCUGACUCCUUGUGGGCUCUACCUAAGAACAGGUUUGCCUAAGAACAGAAAAGAAGGUUCAGUGACUUCCUCUGAUGCCCCCCCCCCACUCUAGGCAACCCGAUCGCCCUGGACUGGGUCCGGUAUUCCCGGUGUUACUGUAUUGUAAUAGACCUAGAUUGAGCGUCAGUGACUCAGUGGUCGUGAUCCAAGCAGACGGACCUCCAGAAGGCAGCAGGGUGCAGGAGAGUCUCUUGGAGCAAGGCGAGGCCUGGGAAGCAGCCGCGGGAGGGACCGCCCCUCCGUAGAGGCCUGCUGGCACGGAGAUGAUCAGUUCCCAGGACACGGGGGAGCCAGAGGGAGGACACCGAGUACUCUUACUCCCCUUGAGCUCCUCGUGACGCAUAGCCUUCAUUUUCUGCACCCCUGCAGAGGGCUUGGCCAAGUUUGUCUUAGUAUCUCUCACUGUCGGGUCAUCCUCCGGAAGGGGGUCCUUCAGCUGCUGUGCGUAGGGAUAGCCCAUAAGAAUAUGUGCAAGGCCUCCAUGCCCCUUGGCUCUUUAUAAAAGGAGAGGUUGAAAGGGAGGAGCCCCUGGAGGCAUGUCCUGUCCCCUUCUGGAACACGGAGUCUCUGCAGGCAGAUGGUCUGUGCCUCCGCUGGGGUCCAGCAGCCUGGGUGGGGCAGAUUCUCAGCUCGGAAUGCCACGGGGGUAGAGCAGCUCUGCACGCUUGCCCUUCCUCCCUGUUUCUGUGGCACAGGUGGCCAGUCAGCCCGGGCUUCCUGGCAGCGGCAUGCUCCUAGAAGCUCGCCUUUGACCUGGUUACAGCCCAGUGCCCCAUUCUGGCUGAUCGUCCCUGUGCUUGGAAGGAAAGAAGAAAGGGAAAGCCACGUGCCUGGCCAGGCCAGAGGCAGCUCCACCUGUCGGGAAGGGAGCGGUGGAGGUGCCUCUGGCCUGGCCAGGCACGUGGCUUUCCCUUUCUUCUUUCCUUCCAAGUGGAGGUGCGCUGUAGGGCCGAGGGGCUCGGAAGCAUGCAGACAGAGGGAAGAGAAAGCGAGCCCAGUCCGCAGGCUGUGUUCGAGGUGUUGGGGUGCAGCAAGCACCUGAUGUGGUCUGCACCUUUUACCUUGGAACCUGAGCCCACCUAAGGCAGCCUGCCUUGGAGGGUGCCCCCCUUCCUGGCGGCCCAUGCUUCCCAGCUCCUGCUUACGGCUCUCCUGGUGGGACCAAGGAGGUUCCCCAGCCACCUUGGCCACCUUUCCAGAUGCCAUUUGCCAGCAUGUGGGAGCUCACCGCGUGUGUGUCUGAGAGCGUUCGGAGAGGUGGACAGUUUCUUUUAAAACAGCCCCAGGAAGGUAAAGGAGUGCCUCUCCAGCCGCUUGGGUAGCGUCCGGCAAGGAUCUGGGCUGAUGAGAACGGUGCGCUUCGCUGGCCAGCUUGCGGCAGCAGCUCAGAAGAGCAGAGAUGGUCAUGCCUGCUUAUGCCCAUUCCUCUUCCCAGUAGUUGCUUCCGUACACCAAAGAUGGUCCGGCCCAUCUUCUUCCCAGAGGCCUGGGGACGCGAUCGUCUGUCCGCUUGGAGGCUGGGGGGACAGUUGGCUUACUUUGCCGUCUGCUGCCUCCAGCCUAGCCUCUGUCCGGGCUCUGCUCUCUGUGCUCCUUGCUGAUUCAGUGUUUUGUGGCGUGGGCACGGCUCCCCACCUGGAGGCAUGUCCUGUCCCCUUCUGGAACACGGAGUCUGUCUGUUGUCAGUCUGUCUCCGCGCACUGGCGUUGGGGUCCCGGUGCCCCCCAGGGCUGAGCUGGGUGGCUCAGGGUCGGGGGGGGUGGGGUACCAGAAAGCCCUUCCCCCCCUCCGUGGACCAAAAAGACCUCCCUGGAUUAGUAGCCAUUGAUCCAGAGUCCUCUGUCCUCUUUGGGAGACUGAAGGGGACUGGGCGGGGUGGGGGGAGACAAGAGGGACAAGGUGCGGUGCUGGUUUCGGGAGAUCAGGAGCAGGCAGAGGGAGGGUGUCCUUCGGGCCCUGGCACCCUCCUCAGCAGGCCCCUGCCUGGGGAGGGGUCCCCCACCGCAGCCCUGCCCUCUCAGAGGGGGUCGAGUCCGUGAGAGCAAGUGAGCCUUCUGUAUACAGAGUGAGCCAGUCCGUGCUCAGGAAAGCCUAGUCGCUUGCUGUUGCUCUGAUCUGUGACAUUUUUUUUUUUUUGUACACUGGUUUGCUCCUCGUGGCACGAAACAAAACAAAGCAAAAGUCGUCUCAAGCAAAGCUGUUGUUUUGGAAACUUGUUUUCUUUCGGUGUGAGUUUUGUACCAUAAGGAAUUCUUCAUUUAUAUCGGUGUUAUUGUGGUAGAGAGAAUAAGGUAGUCUCCUUUUUGCCGGGAAAUCGGCAGAUGCCUCUGACCCCGGGCCCCCCCUCCGUCCUUCCCCAUCCCCAGGUGGAUUUGAGGUGUACUAGGCGGACCCCUCCCUGGCACUCCUCCCCGCUCCCAGGGGCCCCCUUUAGAACCAGUUUUCGUUAAGCCCCCUAGACAGUGGCAGGGGGACUAUUUUUGGCCAAGCUGGUUCUCGGGUGCUCUGUGCCGCCCAUCCCCCCCCCAACCAGUUUGCUCACCUCCCAGGGCGUUUUGUAAUGCGUUUUCUCUGUUUUGUAAAAAACCUUUUGAUUGUACCGAAAUGGUUUCUGCAGUCACCUUUGGAAAUAAAUGGUCAUUAAUUUGUGUACCUAG